Molecule: messenger RNA, 1180 nt
Organism: Durusdinium trenchii
Lineage: Eukaryota; Dinophyceae; Suessiales; Symbiodiniaceae
Source: the annotation of a GenBank genome assembly
AUGCAAAUUGCAAAAGCUUUUGAGGAGAACCACUUCAAGAAUGUGAGGACACCUUCUCACUUGUCAGAUUUGCUCAUUGAGCUGUUUGUUUGGGGCCGAGUGCCGGCAGUGCUGGUUCAACAAAUAACAGCUGCAGCCCUUCAAGACAUCGAUGAAGCUGGAGGGCCAAGAGUCAGGUCCUGGGAAAUCUUGGCCGGCUUGGGAAGUCAUGGCAUUCACAGAAACAACACGAAUCGUGAUUUGUUACGCAAGUUGCCCCAGCCAGUGUUCACUCUUUCCUGGCAUGGCAUUCCACAAAGGGCUGCGCCGACCAAGGGGAGUGUUGGACGGACAGCAAUUCUCAGAUUGCCAUUGCUCUUGCCUCGUGAUGUGUGGUGGGGCAUUUGCAAAUCGGGGACCUUCAAGCACUUCUUGUGUCCAAAUGAUGGUGAUUUGGUUGCCUUCUGGGACAGUGUAGGCAUGCACCCGGCAGUACGGUUUCACCCUGUCAAAGACAUCGCAAACUACAAACGCCGCGCAGUACCUUUAUCCCUCCAUGGGGAUGCCGCAGCAAUAACUCAGGGCCUGGGAUCUAGUUCGAAGAGCUGUAUGUUCCUUUCCUUCAAGUCAUUGGUUGCCAGGAAGACAUUCCAGCACUUCUUGCUAGCGGCCAUAUGGUCACAUUGCGCUGUCAAGAGUGAGACUUUCAACAGCAGCAAAAGUCUGUUGAGGAUCAUUGCAGAUGACUUCGAGCAAAUGUUCACAGAUGCUGGGAAAGACCGUGAAGGCCACUUCCCGGUGGUUCUCUUUACGACUGGUGACCUCGAAUAUUUCAAUGAGUGGCACCAACAGCCCAGAUGGAACAGCAAGUUUCCUUGUGCCUUCUGCGGAAUUCCCCUGGGCGCGCUUGGGAAUUGGAAUUAUGUUCAGACGCUUGAGCCAGACCGAUGGCAAACACCUCGACCUUCCAAGUGUCCACUGUUUAGGACCCUCAUGUCUCACCGGGGUCUUUGUCCAGACUGGAUGCACACGAAACACUUAGGUGUUGAUUUGCGGUUCUUGGGCAGUGUGUGUUGGCUUCUCCAGACUAUGAUUCCAAACGUGCCAAAGCUAGAGGAUCGCCUUCAGAUAUUGCUUUCAGAACUCAAAGAGUUUUGGAGCGAGCGCAAGAUGGCUAUUGGAAUCUGGAAUUUAACACCAG